This is a messenger RNA of Fonticula alba, 3193 nucleotides long. RefSeq lists its product as hypothetical. The record is from RefSeq and is a predicted model, not a curated record. Lineage: Eukaryota; Rotosphaerida; Fonticulaceae. The transcript is spliced from 6 exons. Bases 158 to 3193 code for a protein of 1011 amino acids.
GCCUCGCCUCGCCUCGCCUCGCCUCGCCUCGCCUCCCCUGCUUGCCUGAUCGCCCGUGGCUCCCCCGUCGGCUCCGACCGCUCGCCUCGCCAAUUUCCGCGCUCGCCUCGCUCGCUCGCUCGCCCGCUCGCGCCCCCGCAUCCCUCGGCCGGUUGUCAUGGAGGCCCUCCAUGACAGGACCUUGAGCCUCUUCUCGCAGCCGGAAACCGAUCUCAACUGGCAGCAGCAGCAUGACAACUUGAACGCCUGGGCCGACCUCCUGGAGAGUCACCCCGCACGGAGGGGGCCCCUCCGGGAGUCGGACGCCGUGGCGGCCGCGGCCAGCCGGCUGCCCCCGCCGCUGGCGGUCCAAAUGCUGGUGGCCACGGAGGCCCUGCUGCUGGAUGGCCGGGUGCAUGCCGGCGCGCCGCAACCGGACGAUGGCGACCCGGCCGGCCCGGGGGCCGACUCGCCCGGGGCCCUGGCGCGCCUUGUGCGCCUGGCCGAGGUGGCCAUCCUGUGCGCGGUGGCCGCGAUGAAAAGCGAACGCAGCCGCAUGCUGACGGCGGCCUGUCGCCUGUUCCAGGUGUACGCGGAGACCGUGCAUCCGGGCAUCUUCGAGCGCGUGCGCGAAGACAUCAUCCGGGUGCUGCUUCACUCCUGCGGCCGUGUGAACCGCGUGUUUGUCCUUCGGUCGUCGGCUGCCCUGGCCAACACGAUCCGGCACUCCGGGCUCCCGUCAAUCCUGCACCAGCUGUGCACCAUGCCGCCGUCGCGGAUCCCCCUGCAGCGUGAGUAUGUGGCCCGAUCCGUCUCCCAGUGCCUGGAGCAGAUGCCUCUGGCUGACCUGCAGCCUCACCUCCCGCAUGUUGUGACGCUGCUGCCCACGCUGCUCACCGACGCCACCCAGCCGGUCCGCAAGGCGGCGCAGCAUGCCUUCGUCUGCCUCCAUCGGCGGUCGUCCUCACAUGCGCGAGACCUUCUCGAGCGCCUGCCCGCACGCCAGCAGCGCCUCUUGCUGGAGCUGACCGACUCGAGCAGCACGGCGGCCGGUCCCGGCGGCCGUGCUGCCCACCUGGCCACCGAGGUCCCCGGCCGGGGCCCCUCCCGCGGGCCUGCCCCUGUCACAGCUGCCCCCGGGCAGAGCAUGCGCGAUCGCAUCGCCGAGGCCCGGCGCCAGGCGGCUGCCAUGGCCCCCGGCGCCCCCACUCCCACUCGGUCCACUGAUGCGGACGCCCGGUUCCCGAUUGUGUCCUUCCUGCUGCCGGAUCCCCCGCCCAGCUUCCGCCUCGGUGCCGGCCUCACGGGGACGUUGGUUGCCCCGGCCCCGGCCCCGGCCCCGGCCCCGGCAGCGGCCUCGAUCCCAGCCUCGGUCGCGGCUCCGGGUCCGGGCCUGACCCGGGCUCCGACCCCGCCCCUGACCCCGGGUCCGGCUCCGGGUCCGGCUCCGGGUCCGGCUUCGGCGCCGGCGCCGGCGCCGUCCUCCUUGUCGACCCCGGUGCUGGGGCUUCCCGGUUUCGGUGGCCGAGGCCAAGUCCCGGCGGCUGACGUCCUGUCGGAGCGCCCGGCGGCCGUGGACACCGGGCCCCUGCGGCGACCGGCGGCCCCCCCGGGCGGGCGUGUCCCCCUGCUGGCAAUGCCAAGCGGGGAUAUGCCGGCCGGUGGCGGCCACAAUCCGCUCAGCUCGCUGGCGUUGCAGCCUCCGCCUGCCCUCCUUUUCAUGGGUGGCCUCGGGGCGCCGGCUGAUGUGCGGCCCAGCUCAAGCCCCACCGAUUGCUGGCCUGCCACCGGUGAGCUUGGUGCCGGUGUGACGACACUCGAGGCUCCUGGGCCGACUGCGGCCGGGCUCGAGCCGCCCGACCGGCCUGCCAAGCAGCUUGACUCGUCGGCCGGGCCUGCCACGGCCGACCAGCCCGCCGCCUCGGCUGGCGGCACUCCCCCCAGGCCCGUUGGGCUCGCGGCGCCUGCUGCGCUGGUCGGCCGGCGGGCUUCCUUUGCCGAGGAGGUGCCAGCUUCCUCGGCCCAUGCUUCCAUGGCGCCGGGUCAGCCAGCCGCCCCGAGGGAGGCCCUCCCCCCGGCCGAUCACCACCAGCAUGCCCCGGACGCCGGCCAGGGCCACAUGGUGGACGAGCCGCCGGCCGUGCACGACCACCUCGCCAGCUCGUCCGCCUGCCCGCCGGCCCGCCGGCCCGGCCCGGUGGACAGCCUGCCAGGGCUGACGCUCGAGGACUUGGCUGGUGCGGGCGAUCCGACCGAGGAGCCCGGCGCCGGUGGCUCCAAACCGACGGAGCUCGAGGCGCCGGGGCUCGAGUCCAGCACACGGCCCACCUGCCAGCCGGACACCGCCGACUCCCGGGCCCUUGCCCCCGAGCCGGCGGGCAGUCCCCCCCGGACAAGCCCCCCUCUGGAGGAUGCCCCGGCGGAGGGGGGUACCCUGCCGCGGGACGGCUCGGCCGCCGGGGAUCCCCCUCCCCCCGUGGCCCCGGGGCCGGCCCCCGCCGCCCAGCAGGGCAGUACCAUGUCGCAGGUCGCGGCCCGGGCGGCUGCUGCUCCUCCCUCCUCCUCUCCCCCUCCUCCUCCUCCUCCUCCUCAGAAUGAGCAGCCCCUCGUGGUGGGGGCCGUCGCCACCGCGGCUGCCAUGCCGCCGGGCCGAUCUGUGCGCCUUGCCACCGGCGCCCCGGCCACCCGGCCAUCGGCCAACCCUGCGAGUCGGCCACUGAACGCUCGGCCGCUGGGCACCCCCCCGGGCCGGCCGCUCGGCACGCCCCGGAUGCCUGCAGCCGGUCGGGCGCCCGGGACCCCUUCGCCGGGGCUGAAGCGGCCGCACCCCGGCCCCGCCGCCACCCCCUCACCGGGGUCGAAGCGGCCGUGUCCCAGUCCCCAUGCCGCCACCCCCUCGCCGGGGCUGAAGCGGCCCUCCCCCAGCCCCAUUACCACCCCCUCGCCCGGGGCAGAGCGGCUGCGCCCCCCGGGCCACGCCCCGGCCCUUGGGACCCCGUCGCCAAGCGCGCGCGCCGGGCCAGCCGCUGUGCCCCCCACCGGGGCCACCCCCUCGCCGCCCGGGGGGCUGAGCCCGGCUCUGCUGGCUCGCCGAGCCGCGCGCCUGGCCAACGUCGGCCUCCUGACCCCGACCGUGGCCUCCUUGGGCAAGGCUCGGCCGCGCAUCAGCCCCACGACCAAACCACCAGCCGACCGGCCGGGCUCGCGGCGGUGA